AUGACUUCUACCAAUUCCACUACUACUACUACUACCAAUUCCACUACUACCGGCAAUAGUCCUCGGAACGGAACGACGGACGACGACGAUGACGAAUCGUCACGGUCGUCGAGUGCCUUACGGGACAAUAUUGCUCGCAAAGGAUCACACGCGUACUACUUUGCGCACGCGCACCAAGCGAACGGACCACAGUGGGACGGCCAACCGCAACCACGUUUACUCUCCCGUGGAUCAACGCUCACGUCCGAAACGUCGUCGUCGUCGCAUCAUUCCUCGACUGCUUCCAACAUUACCACGUACGCCUUUCACGACAACGGCAACAACGUCAAACUGUACGUCGCCCUGGAACACGUGGGAGAACGCUGUUCCGACGAAGAUAUUUCCCUGGACUAUACGGAAACCUCGCUUUCGUUGAUGGUGCGCAACUACCAACCCCAACCACAGUGUCUCCGGUUCGGGAAAUUGACCGCGCCCAUCCAAUCCGCCACGUGGAAAAAGAAGGAUCAUCGACUCAUUCUCACCAUUGUCAAACAGGAACCACGGGAAUGGCACACCAUUCACGAUACGGGAGCUCCCGAUCAUGAAGUUGUCUAAAGGUGUGCAAACUGUAGAGGUAGUAUGCACACGGUAGGUAUGGAGACGUACUACAUAUUUUGGUUGGUAGGUAGGUAGGUAGGCAAGUAGGUAGUUUGUAAGC
Messenger RNA from Phaeodactylum tricornutum CCAP 1055/1, 697 nucleotides. RefSeq lists its product with no specific name. The transcript has a single exon. Lineage: Eukaryota; Bacillariophyta; Bacillariophyceae; Surirellales; Neidiaceae. The record is from RefSeq and is a predicted model, not a curated record. Gene Ontology annotation, cellular component: nucleus. The coding region runs from base 1 to 594 and encodes 197 amino acids.